GUUUCCAUUUCAGAAAUCUGGUCACCUUAUAAUAACAUGAAAAAUUACUUGAAUAAUACAAACAUAAUACACAGUUAAUAUAAUAAAGUAAAUAUUUGGACAUUGUUAUAGCCUGAGCUAUGGUUUAUUGACCUGCAGGGGGCAAUCUAUUCCCGGUUGACUUGGCUUAAAUACAGCAAAGAAGAAGAUGUUAGUUGUAGAUUUAAUCCACCUGUGACUCUGUGACAUGUGUGUGUGUACUGGUUGCUGAUAGUUCCUCCUGAGUAAAAGUCUUCAUCUUGACCAGAUUCAUCUUGUCUCUCUCUCAAGUUAUUACAUUUUGGCGACGAGGAUGAAAACAAGGAAAAGGAAGUUUUGAAAAGCUGGAUCCAUACAAGUGGGAGCUUUGGAAAAGAAGAUGGCCAAUAUGGUAGGAACAGUCACACCAUUUGAUAGUCAGUCGCAGUCUUGGGAAGAGUAUUGUGAAAUCUUGCAACAUUUCUUCGAGGCAAAUGAGAUUACAGAAGCAGCCAAGCAAAAAGCUAUACUGUUAAGCACUGUAGGAAGUCAAACAUACAGUCUACUGAGGAAUUUAUUGAGUCCAGUUAAACCAGGAACAAAGACUUUUGAGGAAUUAGUGGAUUUACUGAAAGAGCAUUUCAAUCCAAAACCCAGUGAAAUUGUACAACGGUUUAAAUUCAAUUCAAGAUCAAGAGAAGAAGGGGAAAGUGUUCUUGAAUAUGUGGCAGUAUUGAGGAAAUUGGCACAUGAUUGUAAUUACGGAGAAAAAUUAACAGAGAUGCUACGGGAUAGACUGGUAUGUGGAAUAAAUGAUGACCGUAUUCAACGUAGACUGCUGGCAGAAUCAGAGUUAACGUUUGAGAAGGCGUUGAAAAUAGCGCAAGCAUUGGAAACAGCCAAUAAAGAUGUAAAGGAUUUGCAAGCUCAACGUUCAGAAACAUCUACUGCAAUGAGAGUGCAUAAAACCUCAGUAAAACAAGAUAGUCAAGGUAGAGCUUGUUACAGAUGUGGGAAUUUGCAACAUUUGGCCAAUGAGUGCAGAUUUAUUUCAGAGAAAUGCCACAAAUGUGGGAAACAAGGACAUAUAAUGAAAGUAUGUAGAUCAACAAGUUCCAUCAGAGAAACAACAUUUCAAGGGGGAGAAAGACGCAAGCAAGUUGUGGCCAGAGGAGGACAGAGAUCACAUUAUGUCAGCAGAGAGGAAAAAAGUGAAUCUGAUGAAGAAGGUAUUUUUACAGUGCACAGUUUGAAAGAAACAGAGAUUCCUAAGGUCGCUCCUCUGACUAUCACAUUGGCUGUAAAUGAUUUCAAGAUACCUUUUGAAGUGGAUACAGGCUGUGGUGUGACCGUAAUUAAUGGAUCAAAUUUUUCCAAAUUGUGGGAAGAACAUAAAAAGCCAGAAUUAAAGACCUGUUCUUUGAAGUUAAAAACUUAUACUGGCCAAGCCUUACCAGUGUUGGGUUCUGUGCAAGUGGUCGUCAGACACAAGGGAACUGUGAAGGAAUUGCCAGUAGUGGUAGUGCCUGGAACAGGACCCAAUUUAUUGGGCAGAGGGUGGAUCAAGGAAUUGGGCAUGAAAUGGGAGGCCAUACACAAGAUUCAAGGGGUUGAAAAGUUAACCUUGCCUGAUGUACUUAGCCACCAUACAGAAUUGUUCAAGGAGGAGUUGGGUGAAUUGAAAGGUCCACCAGCCAAGAUUUAUGUGGACAAAGAAGCCACUCCCAGAUUUUUCAAAGCCAGACCAGUUCCUUAUGCAAUGAAAGCAAAGGUAGAAGUUGAAAUAGAACGCCUGCUAAGAAACAACAUCAUAGAACCUGUUAAACAUUCUGAAUGGGCUGCACCUGUAGUGCCAGUUUUAAAGCCUGAUAAUACAGUACGACUGUGCGGCGAUUACAAGCUAACAGUAAAUCGAGUUUCAAAGUUGGAACAGUACCCCAUCCCUCGAUUAGAUGAUCUGUUUGCGACAUUGUCAGGAGGACAGAAGUUCACUAAACUGGAUAUGAGUCACGCUUACCAUCAGAUUGCAUUAGAUGAAGAGUCUAAGAAAUAUGUCACAGUGAAUACCCAUAAAGGGCUGUUUACUUACCGUGUUUUACCCUUUGGAGUUUCUUCUAGUCCUGCUAUCUUCCAAAGGACCAUUGAGGGAGUACUGCAAGGUCUUCCUUAUGUGGCAGUUUUCCUGGAUGACAUCUUGGUGACCGGUCGCAAUGAUGAGGAGCAUCUCCAAAUGCUGGCCAGGGUAUUGGAAAGGUUGCAGGAAGCAGGACUGCGUUUGAAACGGAGUAAAUGUACUUUCAUGGAAAAAGAGGUAAUGUUUUUGGGUCAUAAAGUAGAUGAGACCGGCCUACACCCAGUACCAGAAAAAGUGACUGCUAUUCAAAAUGCUCCCUCGCCAAAGACUGUGACUGAGUUGAAGGCCUAUUUGGGACUGUUAAACUAUUAUAACAAAUUUUUGCCCAACCUGUCUACUGUGUUAGCCCCAGUGCAUAUGAUGCUGCGAAAAAAUGCAAAAUGGAAAUGGGGUGAAGAACAAGAAGCUGCUUUUGUGCAAUCUAAAAAAAUGAUCCAAUCAGUACAAGUUCUGGUCCAUUAUGAUCCCCAGAAGGAUGUGAUUUUAUCAUGUGAUGCUUCUCCUUAUGGCUUAGGUGCAGUUCUUUCGCAUAAGAUGACCGAUGGUAGCGAAAGACCCAUUGGAUUUAUGUCACGGACAUUGAAUCAAGCUGAGCGGAAUUAUUCGCAGUUGGACAAGGAAGGAUUGGCUGUAAUGUUCGGCUUACAACGCUUCCAUAAGUAUUUGAUUCAGCGAUGGGCUGUGACAUUAAGAGCAUAUGAAUACAACAUAAUCUACAAACCUGGCAAGGAUCAUGCAAAUGCAGAUGCUCUAAGUCGGUUACCCUUGCCAACAGAAUCUGUCCCUGAACAGGAGGAAAGAGUACUGAUGCUGGAGAAUGCAGACAUAACCUUGAUUACAGCAGAACAAGUGAGAAGUUGGACCCAAAAAGAUCCAGUAUUAUCUAGAGUGAGAGAAAUGGUGCAACGAGGAUCCCUGCAGGAAUUAAUAGGAGCAGAGUUUGACCCAUUCACCUCAAGAAAAGAUGAAUUAAGUGUCCAGGAUGGUUGUGUGCUUUGGGGGGCUCGCGUAAUCAUUCCCAGUGUGGGUAGAUCAGAGGUCCUGAACCAGCUGCAUCAGUGUCACCCCGGAGUGUCUAGGAUGAAAGCGUUAGCCCGGAGUUAUGUGUGGUGGCCUAAAUUGGACCAGGAUGUGGAAAGGUUAGUUAAAACCUGUUGUAUUUGUCAAGAACACAGAAACGUUCCAGCUGUAGCUCCACUGCAUCCUUGGAAUUGGCCAGAAAAACCAUGGCAAAGAUUGCAUGUGGAUUAUGCAGGACCCUUCAUGGGAAAAAUGUUCUUGGUCUUGAUUGAUGCACAUUCAAAAUGGAUGGAUGUGUAUCCUGUGAACUCAGCUACCUCUGCUGCAACCAUUGAAUGCUUACGUACUAGCUUCAGUAACCAUGGACUACCUGAACUGAUUGUAUCAGAUAAUGCUACUUGUUUUGUUAGUGCUGAAUUCAAAGAGUUCCUGAAAAAAAAUGGAGUAAGACAUGUUACUUCGGCACCCUAUCAUGCUUCCAGUAAUGGGUUAGUAGAACGAGCUGUACAAAUUGUUAAAGGCAUGUUAAAAAAAUGUGUUGAAGGAACAAUUGCAACUAAAUUGGCUCGAGUGUUAUUCAGUUACAGGAUUACUCCUCAGACCACCACAGGACUUUCUCCAGCUGAACUGUUGCAUGGACGGAAAUUGCGAUGUUCUUUGGACUUUAUACACCCUGAUUUAACUGGAAAGAUUCAGGAGCAACAACAAAAGCAAAAAGUCCAUCAUGACAAAAAGGCCCAUGAACGUAGCUUUGGUGUUGGAGAUCCAGUACUUGUUCGGAAUUUUACUUAUGGACCGAAAUGGAUUCCAGGGCAUAUUGAGACUGUGACUGGACCACUUUCUUAUAAGGUGAUUCUGGGUGAUGGGAGAGUGGUCCGAAGACAUGUGGAUCAAAUUCAUGCCCGACAAAAAUUGCUUGUACACCUUCCAGAGGAGGUUAUGGACUGUAAAUAUCCUGAUUUGGACUUCUCUGAUAACUCGGCUCCUGUAGUGGCUAAAGAGACUGAGGAAAUAGAGACUGAGGACAUUUCUAGUGAGACUAAUCCCCCUGAAUUAAUUGGGGGUUCUGCUCAACCUGGUGAGAUAACCACUGAAUCACUGACCAAAUCCUUUAGCCCUGUUGUGAGACGGUCACAGAGAACCAAGAAAUUGCCUGGUCAUUUAAAAGAUUAUGAACUGAAGUAAAAAAAACAAAACACAAAUUGUAAAAAAAAAAAAAAAAAAAUUGUAACAUGAUUGUUGAAUGAAAUUUAUUGUAUUGUGAUUUAUGAAGAAAUAUUGUAAACUUGGGGGGAAGGGAGAUGUUAUAGCCUGAGCUAUGGUUUAUUGACCUGCAGGGGGCAAUCUAUUCCCGGUUGACUUGGCUUAAAUACAGCAAAGAAGAAGAUGUUAGUUGUAGAUUUAAUCCACCUGUGACUCUGUGACAUGUGUGUGUGUACUGGUUGCUGAUAGUUCCUCCUGAGUAAAAGUCUUCAUCUUGACCAGAUUCAUCUUGUCUCUCUCUCAAGUUAUUACAGACAUUUAACACAUAUGUAGGGUAAAUUAAAUGCGCACUGUGUAAAGCUAAGCUAGCAGGGUAAUUGAGUAGAUGAAUGCUAUGCUAAUACAUAAGCUAACUAAAAAAAAAC
Messenger RNA from Megalobrama amblycephala (Wuchang bream), 4779 nucleotides. RefSeq lists its product as uncharacterized. NCBI's taxonomy places the organism in Eukaryota, Metazoa, Chordata, Actinopteri, Cypriniformes, Xenocyprididae. The transcript is spliced from 2 exons. Gene Ontology annotation, biological process: DNA integration. The record is from RefSeq and is a predicted model, not a curated record. Gene Ontology annotation, molecular function: nucleic acid binding; zinc ion binding. The coding region runs from base 398 to 4336 and encodes 1312 amino acids.